AAAAACUAUCUUCGAUUAUAAAAAAAAAAUCUACUAAGUCCUUGUAUUAAAAAAAAUAUUAAAUAAAAGAAUAGUUUAUUUAUAGUUUUUUUGGAGCGAAAAAAAUUCCAAUUUUUGAACUUCAUUUUUAUACAAAUAAUUUUUAAAUUGUUAGAAAUAUAUUAGUUUUGACAGAUGGGAACACUAAAGCAUUCACUUCAACGCCGUAAUCAUAAAGAACGUUCUCAGCCAGUCGAACGUGAAAAAUGGGGUCUUUUAGAAAAACCAAAAGAUUAUCGUUUAAGAGCCCGAGACUAUCAGUCAAAACAGCAUAGGCUUAAACGGCUUCGAGAAAAAGCAGCUGAAAAAAAUCCAGAUGAAUUUUACUUUGGAAUGAUGAAAGAGAAAACAAAAGAUGGAAUUGUUAUUGUCGAUAGAGGAAAUCCUGUAUUAACAGAAGAAACAGUACGAUUAUUAAAAACACAAGAUGCUGGAUAUAUUAGAAUGAUGUUAAAUAUUGAAAAUAAGAAAGUUAAGAAACUUGAGCAAUACGUUUAUACAAAUAAUCAAGAAACUACUAAUUGCAAUGCAAAGCAUUAUUGUUUCGUUGACGAAACAAAUUUAGAAAGCCAAGAAAAAAAGUAUCAAAAGCAAAAAAAAAUAGAUUAUACAGGUCAAGUACAAGAAAAGCUUUCAGAAGAACCUUUUGUCCAUGAUGAUUCAGUUGAAACAUAUUCUAAUCUAGUAAAUGAGGAUCAAGCUAUUCAAAUAUCUAAAGUUACACUUUCAGUUGAUCCUAAGCUGAUACGUGAACUAACGCUACGAAAAAACCGAAUAGAGAAAUUAUCUAUCUUGACAAGACAAAUUAAUCUUCAAAGAAAUCUACAGACUAAAGGUGAAAGGAAAAAAAUAGGUACAACGAGUGAUGGUAUUCCUAUUUAUAGAUGGAAACUUGAAAGAAAACGAUAAUAUUCAAGAAUUAAAGAAUCAACAAUUUAAUCUGCAAACCGAUAUGUAUUCUGUAUAUGCUAUCUAUAUCUAUAUUCUUAGGGCUUAGAAAUAAAGUAAAAUAACUUCUUGUGGUGUAGUUUCCCUAAUAAAUGUUAAUAACUAAUUUACGUAUAAAAAAUAUGUACUUGGGACAGUAAGGACAUUUGAACUUAUUAGAUGGAUUGUCCUUAGAAAGCCGUUCAAUUGAUUUUUUUGAUAUAACAUGCCCACCUAAUAAAAUAUUAAAAACUUAAUUAUUUAUAGAAACAUACAAGGAAUCAUGAGUGGUGGAUUUGAUUCGGUUGUUUGUUCUUUACUGACAGGACAAGUAAAAACACUAUGGAAUCGAUAUUUGCUUGGUAAAGGAACUUCUACUGGAAGCUCAUUUUCGCUUGUCCAUUCGGUCUUUUUCUCUUUCAUAAUUGAUGACAUUUUCAAUAAUGUUGGUAUUGCUAAAGAGCCCACAAUGGAAACUGUUUGCAAUGGUGAAUCUGGUAAAAGACCAACUAAAGAACAAUAUUCACGAUUAAAAGAUGUUUGUAUUGAAGUCCAAAGAUGUUCAUGUGUAUAUAUUUGAUUAUAUGGAGAAAGUGAUAUAUUUGAGGCAUAACAAAAUAGACACAUAAGCUUUUUAAUCUCUAUAAAGUCAAUGAUUAGCUUAAGAAAUUCCUUUUCCUCUUGUUAUUUGAACCUUGCAAAUGCUUAUAUGCAAAUAGUGGGAAAUGUGUUUUAGCAUAUUCAAUAGCAACUUGUAUGCGAUUUGGAUCAGAUCGUGUUAAAAUUGAAAUAAAUUGAAGUUUAUGAAGGUCAAAUUCAAGAUUACUGCUACGUUGUUCAAGUUGCUCUCGUUUUGAAUAAGCCCAUCUUUUAUAUUUUUAGAAAUAAAAAUGUAAUAAGUAGUCUUACUUUAUUGCUGCGUCAAAUUCUUGAUUCUUAAGUGCAUGAAGGAUCUGAUAGAGAUGUCCAAAAGCGUGAAGUAGGUUUUCAGGUAUAUCAAGACAUGUUUCCUAUAAUAUUCUAUAAGCCAAAUUCAAAGGAAAAUGUUAAAUGUUGAAAGCGCUAAAAUAUUAAUAAUUUUUGAUAACUUUCAAAUAUUAUUUAGAAAUGUGUGUGUUUUCUUAAAUAUUUUAUACUAAUAUGUA
Pneumocystis murina B123 is the source of this 2111-nucleotide messenger RNA. RefSeq lists its product as hypothetical. Bases 175 to 948 code for a protein of 257 amino acids. Gene Ontology annotation, cellular component: small-subunit processome; nucleolus. The record is from RefSeq and is a predicted model, not a curated record. Gene Ontology annotation, biological process: rRNA processing. The transcript has 6 exons. Lineage: Eukaryota; Fungi; Ascomycota; Pneumocystomycetes; Pneumocystales; Pneumocystaceae.